AUGCGGCCCCUCACAGACACGGAGACGAAGACGCUGUUCGAGAAGCUGGCCAACUACACCGGCCGCUCGCUCAACGCCCUCCUCACCGACACCGCCUCCACCGCCGCCGCCAACAAGUCCCCCGACCGCUACGUCUUCCGCGUGCAGAAGGACCGAGUAUACUACGUGCGCGAAUCUCUGGCCAACCUUGCCACCUCCGUCGCGCGCGACAGCUUACUCUCGCUCGGGACAUGCCUGGGCAAGUUCACGAAGACGGGAAAGUUCCGGCUACACAUCACAGCACUGGAUGUGAUCGCGCCGCAUGCGCGCUACAAGGUGUGGGUCAAGCCGAACGGCGAGAUGCCGUUUCUCUACGGAGGACACGUUGUAAAGGCGCAUGUGGGGAGGUGGAGCGAGGACGUGCCGGAGCAUCAAGGAGUGGUGGUCAUGAGCAUGAAUGAUACGCCGUUGGGCUUUGGAGUCACUGCCCGAUCGACAGCAGAGGCGAGAAGGCUAGAUCCGACGGGCAUCGUCACAUUCAGGCAGGCAGACGUGGGCGAAUAUCUGCGAGAGGAGGACACGCUGUUCACGACUUGA
Saxophila tyrrhenica is the source of this 576-nucleotide messenger RNA. RefSeq names its product ribosome biosynthesis protein nip7 (gene NIP7). Gene Ontology annotation, cellular component: nucleolus; nucleus; preribosome, large subunit precursor. Gene Ontology annotation, biological process: ribosomal large subunit biogenesis; ribosome assembly. Gene Ontology annotation, molecular function: RNA binding. Lineage: Eukaryota; Fungi; Ascomycota; Dothideomycetes; Mycosphaerellales; Extremaceae. The record is from RefSeq and is a predicted model, not a curated record. The coding region runs from base 1 to 576 and encodes 191 amino acids. The transcript is spliced from 2 exons.